Lucilia sericata (common green bottle fly) is the source of this 3000-nucleotide messenger RNA. RefSeq names its product tyrosine kinase receptor Cad96Ca (gene Cad96Ca). The record is from RefSeq and is a predicted model, not a curated record. The transcript has 12 exons. The coding region runs from base 628 to 2964 and encodes 778 amino acids. NCBI's taxonomy places the organism in Eukaryota, Metazoa, Arthropoda, Insecta, Diptera, Calliphoridae. Gene Ontology annotation, biological process: protein phosphorylation; multicellular organism development; homophilic cell-cell adhesion. Gene Ontology annotation, cellular component: membrane; signaling receptor complex. Gene Ontology annotation, molecular function: transmembrane receptor protein tyrosine kinase activity; calcium ion binding; ATP binding.
ACCAACUGUCGUGUGUAGUGAAACGGAAAUUCUACAUGUUUGAUGAAGAAAAAAUUCAUAAAAUUAAAAAAAUUAAUGAAUAGUGUGAAAGUUUAAAUUACACAGUCCCAAAUUUCUAAGCAUAUGUAUAUGAGAUCAUAUACACAAAUAAAGAAAGAUCUAUAACUAACAGAUCUUUAAAAUCAAGUAAAUGUUUAAAUUAAAAGAAGCCAUUGAAUCUGCACAGCAAAAGUUUUUAUUGCGCCAUAGAUUAGUAGUAACCUGUUGAAAUUGUGAAAUGUGAAAAAAGAGAAAUCGUCUCUCUAUUUAUGGAACAAGUGUAAAUGUUGUGAAAAUUGUAUAAACAAGUGAAAAAAUCAAAACAAAAAAUAAACUAAACUAAAUAAAAAAAGAAUUAUUUAAAGUCCACAACAAAACAUCUAAUGGGGUUAUCCCAGAGAAUUGCGUUUAUCUAAGCAUUUAAAAAAAUUUAUAUAAACACAUUAUUAAAAUAUUAACUUGUUUUUACUGUUGUGAGUUUUAUUUACGGAAUCCUACUCAACGCAACAGUUACGUACGCAGUUAUAAGCUGUUAAGGCCGCCCAGAGGUGCACUACCAGAGGUAAAGGUGCAGGUGGUCGUGACACAAUGCAGUCACUAAAAUUCAACUUAUUUAUGGCUGUUAUUGCGGUUGGAAUAACAGUUGUUUUUGUUAAACCAGCAUCAAGUCAAGGGCAUGCUCAUGUAAACAGUCCGCCCAUAUUAGUUGUGCCAGAUCGCAAUUGGCGAAUAUCGGAAACGGAACCAGUUGGCCAAAUAAUUUCACGAAUUCGUGCAGAUGAUUCAGAAAAUGACGAGUUAAUAUUUGGAUUGGAACCAGCGUAUAAAGGAACAGUUAAUCCAUUUCGUAUUGAUCCAAUCGGUGGAGUUGUUUAUCUAAAUGAAAGUCUUAUCGGACGGGGCGGGGAAAACUUCUUUCUCUAUAUCACUGUUACGGAUGGACAAUUGACAGCAAAAAAUGAAGUAUUUGUUAAUAUUUUAUCAGCAAAAGAUGAUCGAGGUCGUGGGCCGAGACCACCGCCACCAUCCAUAUCAAAUGUUGUACAAAAUAUAUCACACUUUUUACCAUCCUUUGAUCGCUUGCCAGGAGUACAGUCGAUCCGUAAUCAACAGCCCAACAGAAGACCAUCUAAUAUUCUUCCACCAGGUUUUAAUAAUAUUUACCCACCACCUGUGUUGAACUUCAAUCCUAAUCAACAGCUGCCAAUGUGGCCAACAAAUAAUGUAGAUGAGAAUAGCGAUGAACAGGAUAAUGAUUAUAGCAUAGAAAUGACAACCGUGGCAACGCAGCAGACAACGUCGGCGACCACAAGUCGCACAAAAUUAACACCCAUCAGCCAUCAUGAUACAACUUCAUCAUCAUCCAAGAAUUUAAGCAAGACUGAGUCAACAGCUACAACAAAUUCAUCAUCAAUCAAUGGUGGAAAACAGGAGAAGGAGGACACGAGCUCUAUAUCGCAUGCAACAAAUUCUACCACAAUAUUUUAUGGUUUCAGAACACAAAUGAUCCCUCUUGUUUUGACUGCUUGUGGGCUCUUUGUGGCAGCUGCUGUCAUCAUUGGAUUUCUAUAUCGCAAACGUUUGUGUGCUUUUGGUAAAACACUGAAGAAAAAAUCUAAAGAAGAAAUGGCCAAAAAGUCUAAUCAAAGCAAUUUAAGCAGUAGCAAUUUAACAGAUGACAGUCGAAAUUCAAUGGUUAUGCAACAUUGGAAUGGUCCAAUGGCUUAUGGCAAUCGUUAUGUUCCAUGGGAAAGAGAUCAACAGCCACAACAACAACAACUCCAUAUGCAACAGCAGCAACAAAUAAUGCAACAGUCUAUCGCAACAUCACAACUAUCAACAAGUGUUGCAAAUGGUGGCAUUGGAUCCAAUCAUCCUGCCUCGUUGGGAGGUGUUGUAGGUGGCCCUCCGUCUACGGCUGGCAAUGUAGCUGCUGGUAGCGGCGUUCUUGUUGGCGGCAUUCACACACAACAGGAAAAUUUCGAUGGAUGGGAAUUCCCAAGACAUCGAUUAAAGUUUUUCAAUAUAUUGGGUGAAGGUGCAUUCGGCCAAGUGUGGCGUUGUGAAGCAACUGACAUUGACGGAAGCGAAGGCGUUACAACCGUUGCAGUGAAAACAAUCAAAGAAAAUGCAACAGAAGUUGAGAAAAAAGACUUGCUAUCGGAAUUAGAGGUCAUGAAGUCAUUAGAGCCUCAUGUAAAUGUAGUACGAUUUUUGGGUUGUUGUACUGACAAGGAUCCAAUAUUUGUGAUUAUCGAAUACGUAAAUCGUGGUAAACUACAAACGUAUCUAAGAAGUUCAAGAGCUGAGCGGCACUACGGCAAUACACAUGGCAAAUCGAAUAUCCUGACGUCAGGUGACCUGACAUCAUUUAUGUAUCAAGUUGCGAAGGGAAUGGAUUAUCUAACAUCUCGAGGGAUCAUUCACAGAGAUUUAGCAGCUCGGAAUGUACUGAUUGCAGAUGAUCAUACAUGCAAAGUGGCAGACUUUGGAUUUGCACGUGAUGUAAUCACUUCCAAAGUUUAUGAACGUAAAAGUGAAGGAAAAUUGCCCAUCAGAUGGAUGGCAAUUGAAUCGCUUUACGAUAAUAUAUUUUCCGUAAAAUCUGAUAUUUGGAGUUUCGGUAUAUUGAUGUGGGAGAUUGUAACACUUGGAUCCACGCCAUAUCCUGGCAUUUCAGCUUCUGAUGUUAUGCGCAAAGUUCGUGAUGGUUAUCGAUUGGAGAAGCCGGAACAUUGCAGAAGAGAACUCUAUAACAUCAUGUACUACUGCUGGUCUCAGGAUCCCAACGAACGACCUUCAUUUGGAGAACUGGUAAAAAUGCUUGAUAAACUUCUGCAUACAGAAAUGGAUUACAUUGAAUUAGAAAGAUUUCCAGAUCACAAUUAUUACAAUAUUGUUAGUUUAAGCGGUGAAAAAGUCUAAAGUAUUCAUUCAAGUGAAUACAAAAAUUAAAAAAAA